Molecule: messenger RNA, 1163 nt
Organism: Malus domestica (apple)
Lineage: Eukaryota; Viridiplantae; Streptophyta; Magnoliopsida; Rosales; Rosaceae
Product: protein CURLY FLAG LEAF 1-like
Molecular function (GO): protein binding
Source: RefSeq, a predicted model, not a curated record
AUCCAAUCCAACUCGAUCUCUCAACCUCUCAACUCUCCCCAGCUCUCAGCUCUCUGUGUGUGCUUGUGUAAGAGAGAGAGAGAGAGAGAGAGAGAGAGAGAGAGAGAGAGAGAGAGAGAGUAUAACUACUUAUCUUUGAGUGAUUGAAUCAGCUAGAGCUAUGGUUUCUUUUCAAGCUCAUCCUCUUUCUCCAAUCCAAAAGAAGGCAAUCCCAGACUUUGAGAAUUCAUCCAAGAAAAGAAAAUGGGACGACGAUCCAUACGAUCAUACGGAGCAACUUUUCGAAAAACGUGUGAAAGUACCACAAAGCACACCGAAAUCCUUGUUUGAUAUCGAGCUUCACCUUGAGACUCCAUUGCCUUUGGAGUGGCAAAGAUGCCUUGAUAUUCAGUCGGGGCAGAUACAUUUUUACAACACAAGGACUCAGAUGAAGACUUCAAGGGACCCAAGGAGGAGCCCUGAGCCACCAACUAGUCCAGCUGCUGAUCAUCAUCGUCGUCGUCGUCGUCCCAUGAGCCUCGACCUGGAGCUCAACCUAAGAUCAUGUGAUCAAUCCAACGCUAAUUCAGACAUUUCAUCAACACACAACUUCAGUGCUUUGUUCAUGGAACCCCACAGACCAACAAAAAGUAACCCUAUUAAUUUAGGGUUUCAUGUUGAUCAUCACCAUCAGCAGCAGCAGGAGAUGGUGGCCACUGUGUGCAUCAAGUGCCACAUGCUGGUGAUGCUGUGCAGGUCUUCUCCUGCAUGCCCUAACUGCAAGUACAUGCACCAACUUGAUCAGAGCCCCCCAAACCUAUUCAAUUUCAAGCCAAGGCGUACUAGUAGCUUCAUGUGUUAAUUAAUUAGCUAGUAAUUAAGCUUCUGCUAAUUAAGACUAAGACAAGGCAUGCCAUAUGAUUUAACAGUUAAUUAUAUAUUCUGUGUUAUACUCUUCCUGGAGGGUUUAAAUUUCUGUCAAUUUAUAGCUUCAUCUUCCUCCUCUAUUAGAAAAAUGACUGGUAAGAGUGCUAAUAUAUAUAUAUAUAUAUAUAUAUAUAUAGAGAGAGAGAGAGAGAGAGAGAGAGAGAGAGAGAGAGAGAGACCUCUCUACCUAAUGUAAAUAUAAAUGAAGCUUAUUAUCCUACUACUAAAGUUGUUUAAACCAUGGGUGUCGGUAAUCA